Molecule: messenger RNA, 1192 nt
Organism: Engraulis encrasicolus (European anchovy)
Lineage: Eukaryota; Metazoa; Chordata; Actinopteri; Clupeiformes; Engraulidae
Product: protein rolling stone-like
Exons: 3
Coding region: 131-1192 (353 amino acids)
Cellular component (GO): membrane
Source: RefSeq, a predicted model, not a curated record
CUCAUUUGGGGGGGUGGAGGAGUUGGAAGUUGGAGGAGGCCCAUCUUACGGCAGUGAGCGACCGGCUUUUCAAGCCCAUGUGCGGGCGGCCCUGGCUCUUCUUCCUUCUCCCUGCGGCUGGCCAGAGAAGAUGACAUGGAGCUGGACGCGGUCCUGGAGGGAGGAGUUCAAGGCCAGGAAGCUGACCUUCCGCCCCUAUGCACCCGAGCUGCUGCUGCACCCACAGUGGCACAUCUCUCCAUGGCUGUGGCUGCUGUACCGCUUCCUGAUGGUGUGCUACACGCUGGGCUGGUGCCUGUACUCCGGCCUGCUCUUCUCCACCCCCAAGUGGCUCAUCUACAUCAGCCACCUCACCUACUGCAUGCUGGGCCUCUACUACCUGCUGGCUCUCUUCAACCUCGCGGGCGCCAUGCUGCUGGUCCGACGCCACAGCAAGAACCUGGCCACAGCUGCUAGGCAAGGGAACAACAAUAGGGAGAUCCGAGGCACCACCGGUUCCCUAGGUCCGUUCCCCCUCCCGUCCCCCCUCAUCGCUUGCCUGAGGAUCCAGUGGUUCCUCCUGACGUUCGUGGGCACCUACUCCCUGACCGUCUCCUUCCUGUACUGGGUGGCCGUCUACCCCGUGGAGGACCACAAGCUGUCGGCCUUCAACGUCAACAUGCACGUGGGCAACAUCCUGCAGUCCCUGCUGGACCUCUCCCUCUCCGCCACCCCCGUCCACCUGGCCCACUACGUCCACCUGCUGCUGUCCGGCUGCUGCUACGUGGCCUUCGCCGUGCUCUACUGGCUGGCCGGCUUCACCAACCUCAGCAGGGAGCCCUUCAUCUACAAGGUGCUGGACUUUGGCUCCAGCCCGCUCUCCGCCUCGCUCUGCAUCCUGGGCUUCACGCUCGUCUGCCUGCCCCUCUUCCACUUCCUGCUGUGGAACGUCUACCAGCUGCGGAGGCGCCUGGCCUUGGGGGUGCGGGGCCAGGCCUGGGCCCUGCGGCAGGGGCUGUGGUGGUGGAAGGUGGCCCAGACGGAGGAGCCUAUCCCCAUGUCUGUGACGGACACCUCCACCACCUCUGUGUCUACCUCCACCUCCACCUCGCUCUUCUCUUCGUCCAGCGGGAUGGGACACGAGGAAGGGGUGAACCAGCCUCUCCUGGUGGCGGCUGGCUCCAACCGUGUGACUGUGGCUGUGUACAUCUGA